CUUUGGUCAACAGUAUCAUGUAGAUCACGUUCGCGGACCGACAGCACCCUCUUGGUUGGUUUUAAAUCCCCGGCUUUCUUGUGUUGGUUAUGAGGAGUUGCUUGGAGCCACGACCCCGCUAUAAAUGCACCUUUCGGUCUAAGAUCACGUAGCCGCUCGCGAUGGUUGGCAUGUCCUUUGAUAACAUGGAUCUAGAGGAGGCAGCACAGCUGCAAGCCCGCAUGCUGGCUGCCAUCCAUGGAGGAGCUGCCCAGCUCAAAACGGUCUUGCCAGCAAAUGAGCUUGUCACCCUUCUGCAAGCCACGGAAGCGGUGCUGCGCACAGAACCAAGUCUCUUGGAGCUGUCUGUCGAGGACCCGGAAGCGCAAGUCUAUGUCUUUGGCGAUACUCAUGGCCAUUUUCCAGAUGUCGCUCAUAUGCUGGACCAGCUUGGUUACCCAAGCCCAAAACGUAUCUUUGUCUUUAAUGGCGACUACGUUGAUCGCGGCAGUUGGGGCGUCGAAUUGCUUGGACUGUUGUGCAGCUUGAAGUGCGCCGCGCCAAAGUGCAUAUACCUGCUGCGCGGCAACCACGAGAGCAGCACCUGCACGAAAUACUACGGUUACAGCCAGGAGGUCAAAGCAAAAUAUGUGAAACAAGCCAAGGACGUGUACUCGGCCUCCAAGCGGCUCUUCACCGCUAUGCCGCUGGCCGCCCUCAUCCAAGGCAACACGCUGGUCAUGCACGGAGGUCUGUUCCGACGGCCCUCGGAGCCGAAGCGCGGCGCCAAGCGGCGGAAGCCCAGCCACCCGGGCCGCGGGGCGGGCGAGCUGGCGCCCGGCAGCUUGGACGACCUGCGGAGGGCCACCAAGGGGGGCAUGGACCCGGACGGCCGCGGCGCCUCCGUGUUGGCCACGGACGUGUUGUGGAGCGACCCGGUGGCGGAGCCGGGCUUCAGGAGCAACGACGCGCGCGGAGUGGGGCUCACCUUCGGGCCCGACAUCACGGAGGCCUUCCUGCGCGCCAACCGGCUGCGGCUGAUCAUCCGGUCGCACGAGGGGCCCGACGCGCGCGACAAGCGGUGCGACCUGCCGCAGGUGCUGCAGGGCUACAGCAAGGACCAUGACACGCCAGCCGGGCAGCUCUUCACCGUCUUCUCCGCCCCCGACUACCCGCAGUUCCAGGCGGUACCCGACCCGCCAGACAACCAGGCAGAGGGCGCGCAGCAGCAGCAGCAGCAGCAGCAGCCCGACCAGCUACCGCAGCAGGAGCAGCAGGAGCUGCAGGGACAGGACGCCGGCGCCCCCGCUGAUGGCGGCGGCGUGCUGGGUGUCACUGCGCGCUACAACAACUUGGCAGCGGUGGCGGUGCUCUCCGCGCCCGACUUCGCCACCCCCACCAUGCGCACGUUCGGGGCGGUCAGACCUCGACCCAAGGCGGACGCCUACUACGACUACGCGGUCUGCUGCGACAGCGACACGGAGGUACCCGGGGGAGAUGAGGCGGGCAGUGAGGCGGGGAGCGAGGCGGGGAGCGAGGGAGGCAGCGGGGCGGGGGAGGAGGGCGAGGAGGUGCAGGGGCCGCCAGUAGCAGCAGCGGCGGUGCCGUCAUCUACGGCGGCGCAACCUCCGCCACCGGCGCCGAGUGAGACGGGAUCUCAUGGGGUAGAUGAUGUGGUGCCUUCCUCGUCCGCGCACGUAGCAGUGGAGGAGGCGACAGGGGCAGCCGCAGCGCAUGGAGGUG
Molecule: messenger RNA, 1722 nt
Organism: Astrephomene gubernaculifera
Lineage: Eukaryota; Viridiplantae; Chlorophyta; Chlorophyceae; Chlamydomonadales; Astrephomenaceae
Source: the annotation of a GenBank genome assembly